GUUGGCCCUUCAAGAGCCGAAGUCCGGAGACCAUCUCCGCACCGCUGCUCCGACACUGCAGCGCUGGGGGGUGGGCCGCGCCACCCUGGUGCUGCGACAGCUGGGGAAGGAGCAACGAGGCGACUUGGUCCUGGAGCUUCUCCAAGUUCUACAAGAAGAUGGGCUGCAGCUGGACGUCUUUCACUACGCGGCUGCCAUGACGGCCUUCAGCCACCGCAGCUGGAGCAGUGCAGUGGGGCUGCUGGCCACGGCACGGCAGGGAAUGGUGGCGGUGAAUGAGUACAUGCGUCCUGGUCGGGGGCCAAGCUGUGAACAAAGCAAUUUGGGCGGUUGGGCCAGAGAUGCUCUAGAUCAAAUGUAUUCUGAGGCAAGUGCCGCACCCUGGAACUUGGUCAUCUCCUUUCUUGCAGAGAUGAAGGCUCCAAGAUGGGUGAAUCGGGCUGGUGAGCCAUCUGCCCAAAAGACCUGUGCCAAGCCGGGCCACUGCAGGCAAUGGUUGGGAAAGUGUGCCACUAGCAUCCCACAACCUGCAGAUUUUGCGCUUCGGCUGGGCAAUAGUGUGAGCCGCAGCGCUGCGAUGAAGUCAUGGAGUCGCGAAGGGCAGUGGCAGGAUUAUGCCUUCGAGAAUUGGUCCUAUAUGGGUCUUCGGUGUCGUUGGCAGCUCUGCAUGGCAAAAAUUCGGGGUCCAGAUCACCAGCUCAUAGCCUCACUGCAGCCAUGGCUGCGUGUGAGAGGCGAUUACUGGCAGCACAGCCUUCAGAUUUUCCACACCUCUCAGCUCACCAAGGAUCAGGUGUGCCUCAACGCUGCAGUCAGCGCGUGUUCCAAGGGUGCCAACUGGCAAAGCGCACUGGGGAUCCUGGCACAACUGUCCGAAAGCUCCAUCGAAACUAGCGAGGUGACUCACAACUCUGCCAUCAGUGCAUGUUCCAACGCCCGAGAAUGGCAGAUGGCCCUUGCACUUUCUCAGGAGAGAGAACGAGCUGAUCUCUGCACAGCUUUCGCCAGGGAUUUGGUGUUCGACCACAGCGCUGGCGUUGAAGGCAUCGGAGAUUCAGCGGAUGUUUCGGGGAUUGGGCGUUGGCCGGCAGCCUUGGCGAUGUUGCAGUGGGUUGCAGAUCAGCGGCCGGUAGAUGCAGCCCUGGCUGGCACAGUGAUCUCCAUCGUUCAGCAAGCUCUGGGGCCAAAGACACUGAAAGUCCUGCAGUUUUUGCGGCGCCACUGGCUGGAACGAAUGCCAUGUCCGCCCCUGCCAGAGCUGGCGGUUGAGGAGCUGAAGAUCUUGUGUCAGCGACCUGGACUUCUGGUGGUGAACAAGGCUUCCGGGCAAGCCACUGAGUCCAUUCUUUCCCGCCUGGCGACUGUUCUCGGCCCGCGCGCGGAACUGUCCUUGGCGUCCAGAUUGGAUGCACCCACCUCGGGCGCGGAGGGGGAAGUGGGAGGUGUACUACCUUUAGCCUAUGGUGAAGCUGCAGGGAGACAUUUGCAGGCGCAAUUUGCUGGGCGUCUUGUGCGGAAGGACUACAUUUGUUUGUGCGAAGGUCCUUCACUGGGCGAGACGGGGUCCUAUGCUGCGAUCGACCAACCUUUGCGCACCACCGGUAUCGAUGGUGUCAACUCGCGAACGGAGGUGUCCGUCUUGGGCCGGCAGGCCGCGACGGCGUAUGUGGUGAAGAGAAGAUAUCAGCUGCCGGAGCUGCCGGGCCUGGCGUCCGCUGAUCCAGCGACGGAAUUGAUUUUGCUACGAGUUCGGCCUCUGACGGGCCGCACUCAUCAGAUUCGAGUUCACAUGGCAUCCAUUGGCCGCCCAAUUCUGGGGGACAUGGUCUAUGGCAGCAACAGCACCAGAUGUGCCUGUGACCGCCUCUUUUUGCACUGUGCCCAGCUGCGUCUCUACGACUUCGACGGCAAGGUCUUCCGCGUCCGCGCGCCGCUGCCGCGGAAGCUGCAGGGCCUGGCGAUGAUCAAUUUUAUUUCGAAGACCUGCCCCUCAGUGGCGCUCCUCUAUGGCAAGCGGCCCUUACAGCGCAUCGCUGUCGGUGCUGCCAAGCAGCAGCUCGAGAUCCCGCUGGAUGUGGUGGCAGACAUUCCCACCAAGGUGGACUCGAGCGUCGCCUAUGUGGGCAACAAGUACAACGCCCUCCCCUGGAAGGACUUCGUGGACAUCAAAUUGGAUGCCCGAAACUUGAUCGAAGCUGACGUGAAGUCCGCCCUCACCGACCUGGACUGGUUCGGCAAGGUGAACGCCCUCUAUGCCGGCAAGGCGGCGGAGGCCGAGUUGGACGUGGCGGCAAAGACCACGGGAGCCAUGAAGACUGUCCAGUGGCCCCAGUUGUGGCUCUGUGGUACUGCUGGUGAAAACUACACCGGCGAAGAUGCCGCUGGUGAAGCCAUGCCAAAGGUCGAGACGUGGCCUCCGAGUGAAGUAGGUGUUACCGGUGGUAAUACUCCAGCGGAGCGCAUGUACAAAGCGAGCCUGGUGAAAGUCGAGGGUCAACCCUUGGGAAUGGAGUCCUGGCUGGGCGAAAGCAAAGGUUCACCUGGGGCAGGGCUGUUGGAUCCGUUUCGUAUCUGCAGUGAGAUGGUCACGGAAGUGGAUGUGGAUUUCAUGGCGGAACGGAGCGUGUUGCCCAUCCUCUUCGUAUCUGGCGGCAUUGCUGAUGCCUGGAACAAGGAGCAUCCUGAGGCCAAGAUCAGUGCGGGCACCACGGCAGAACCGCACCGCGAUGCCAUUGUGGAAGUGAACGGUGUGCGAAGUGUGGAAGGAAUGUUGCAGAAGUGCAAGGUGGAUCCUGUGCUUUCGCUGACCUUGAUCAAGUGCCUGACCUAUGGCCAUUUGGUGCAAGACCUCGAGAAGCUCAUCUCCAUCAAAGGUGCCGAACGUCGAAAAUCGGGCGCUUUCUGGGCAGAGAGUUUGGAUCUGUUUUUGGUGUGUUUUGGCUUUGAUGUGAUGCGGGUGAUUUGCUGUGGUCCCAUCAUGAUCCGGCUGGCCUGGCACGACGCGGGCGUCUUCAACGGCGUGGACGGCUGCCCCAACGCGGCCAUGCGCCUGGCGGGCGGCGGUGAGUACAGCUUCGGCGCCAAUGCGGGGUUGCCGCAGGUGGCCAUUCCUUUGCUGAAGCAGAUCAGCGAGAAGUGGUACGUUCCCAGACUCAUUUCGCAUGCGGAUUUGUGGGCUUUAGCUGCAAACGUGGCCAUCAAAGUCAUGGGGGGUCCCAGCAUCGUGACGCAUUUUGGGCGCCUUGAUGCGCAGGGCCUCUCCGAAGGUGCCCAGUCCGCGGCAGGCCGGCUGCCGGACGCAGACAAAGAUCCUUGGACGGACGCCCAACAUUUGCGCGAUAUUUUUUACCCCAAGGGGUUCACGGAUAAAGACAUCGUGGCUCUCUCUGGCGCUCACAGUGUUGGCGCGUGCCACGCAGAUCGUUCGGGUUUUGAAGGUCCGUGGACGGAUGACAAGUUGAAAUUCGCUUUUGGUCGUGGAGGACCGGAGCGACAAGGAGCAAUGACCGCGCAGCAGCUCAUCGACACGGUCCAGCAACUCCAGGCGAACAUGCAGCAGGCACAACAACGUGAGUUGACUCUUAGACAACAGGUGGAGCAACUGACAGCUGGGCAGACGGAUGCACAACAGCGUGAAGCGGCUCUCAGGCAACAGUUGGAUCAGGUCUUGAAUGGACAGCAACAGCAAGCCCAAGCCCAAGCACAGCAACAGCAGGCAGCGUUUCAAGCCAAUGUUGGGGCAGCGUUCCAGGAGCUUGCGAGGAGUCAGAAUGAUCUGGUUCAGGCGUUGCGCGAUCGGCCUGACAAGAAGGUGACCUUGGUGGACAAUCGGGGCUUGGCGAAGCCUGACAGGUUCCUUGGAGAAGAGUCCAAUUGGUUGUACUGGAAGACCAGGAUGGAAGCUUUCAUCACCAGCGUGCACCCCAAGAUGGAGACAGUGUUGGAGUGGGCAGAAGAUUUAGACACUGAGAUCACUGCGACGGAGAUCAAAGCGGCCUUUGGACCAGUGAAUCCGACCCAUCAGACUAUUGAGGAUGUGGAGGAGAUCUCUGGUCAGCUGUAUGCCAUCUUGCAAACGCUUUGCGAGAAAGAGGCUUUCCAGGUGGUGAGGUCGGCUGGAAAAUCUCAAGGACUUGAAGCGUGGCGCAAACUGAAUCGACGCUUCGAUCCUAGCACGGGUGGACGACGCGGUGCAAUGCUUCGGGCAAUCCCUGUCACCACAGAAAUGCACGAAGUUGGAUCAUCUGUGGGCGGCAGUGGUGCUGCCAACAAGAAUAAACAGCCCAAGGCCAAGGCAAAGUCAGGUGGCAAAUCGAAGGGUGUUGGAAACCUUGAAGAAGAGCCUCAAGCCGAACCUUUGGACACUGGGUUCCUCAGCAUUGCCAUGCUGGAGGAAUGGAGCGAGGACGACGUCAAGAUGGAGGAGGAUGCCGGACCGAGCAGCUCUUCAACUUUUGUGACUGUUCGUCCCGAAAGUGACAAGUAUGUGAUGGUCAAGUCCGAGGAUUCGACUUGCGCUGAGCCGUGUGACGUUUGCUUUCACUUCAGGUGUCAGAGGAACUCCAAUGAGAAGCACCAUGACCACGAGUGUGGAGUCUGUGGUUUGGAACGUGAACGCCUAGUUGAAGAAUCCUCCAAGGACAAGCCUGAGAAGAAGUCAGUUCGUGACUAUCUCAAGAUCCUCAAGCCUGAGAAGUUCCACUAUGUCCUGGACAAGACGAUCUGUCUGUUCAAAGGCAUCACCAUCGACCACUUCAAUGGUUUGAGUGAGGAUGAGAAGAAGGAGUUGAGAGACAAGCACGACCCCUUGUCGUUGAGCCGGGAAUCCAAUGCGGAGUCUCUGAAGCUGGUCGAACAUCAUCGCAAUGAUCUUAGAAUCGGCUUCCUCGAAAGGGUCUCGAAGUCGCUGAUGGAAGGAGCGAACCGGACCUUUGGUCUUCGGUCGGCUCCGGAGGCGGAAGAGCCGAGUCGAUCCUCUGGAUCGGCCGAGCUCCCAACACCGUCUCGACCCAUCGGAACUUCGUCAACCCAAGCGAUGCAUCGAACCGUGGAGCUCUUGGAAGUCUCCAACUUAGACGCGGAGAAACGUGAGAAGAUCCAGGAACUUGAAGAGUGCGACGACGAGGACGAGUACAAGCGGAUUGAGAAACGCAUCGCAGAGAUUGAUGCUCGCAAGAACGAGCUCAAAGAGAAGAUCCGCGAGAACGACAAGGAGGCAAAGGAAAAGAAGGCUCAAGGAAGCUUCAAGCUCACUGAGGCAACAGUGAACGAUCAAAGCUGGCAUGACGCUCGAUAUCAUGCUGCGCUGAAGGCCGGCGUCUCUCACUCAAAGGCUUGGUUCGAGGAGAAGAAGCGGCGCAAAGCAACUCUUCAUCGACGAUCUGGAGGCAAGGAACGCGCUGAGGAGAAGCUACGUUUGGAUGAAGCUUGGCACAAGGAGUUCGACAGCAAGAAGGUCAAGGAUGAGGAGUACCACGACGAAACUUUAGGAGGCAUCGAGACAGAGGCAGUGGUCAUCGAGGAGGAUAAGAUCCGAGUUUUGAGUGGAAAGCCAAAGUUGGUUCGUCGAGGACAUCUCAAGCGGAAGGACGCUGGUGUCUUUGUUAGGUCGUCGAGGUCAUACCGGAAGUUGACCCAAGAUGAAGUCGCCAAGUUCAAGACUGAGACACGCGCUGAUGAACAGCGUGUCAUGAGCAGACAACGGGUCGACAUCCACAAGAAACGUCAACGAACGAUGACCGAAUCCAAGAAGUUGGCAAGGUCCUUCCGGGUCAAAACUGCUAGAGCUCGCAGAAGGAUGGCAAAGAAGGAGGAUGCUUUCUAUCUUCAUCAUCCCAAGGGUGGCAUGAUGUGCAGUGACUUCAAGCGGUCGUUUUGUCGACGAGGUGCACGAUGCAAUAUGGGCCACUCUGAGGUUGAUCGUGAAAUUGGAUUCAUCAAGAGACGCAACGACGUGGUGGUCAAGACCUUCGGCAAGGUGCAGGAGAUCAACUCCUUUGAAGGCGGUUGGAACAGUAGCCAUGGAAGUUCUGAGCAAUGGACGAAGUUGGUGGUGAACUUCGACACUGGCGCUGCAGUCACAGCAGUGCCGCUUGAAUUGGAAAAGUCUGGAUUGAUUCAGGGCGAUGAGAAUCCGAACAAUGCCUCAUAUAAGACGGCCUCUGGUGAACUUCUCUCCGACAGUGGAGGCGUCGUCGUCAAAGGGUACGACAACAAUGGCAUUGGCAAAAGUGUUGAAGGUCGGUUGAUUGAUGUCCACCGAAUGCUGGCGAGCGGCACCGCAGUCUCAAAGAAGAAUGUGGUAAUGCUCAUGGAUGGCAAGGGCGUCAUCAUCCCAAAGAAUGGCAAGAUUGCUCAAGGACUCCGUGCUGCGUAUGACGACCUGGUGAAGAAGCACCCUGGGGAAGCCCAACAAGUUACGCAACUCUAUGAGCAGAAGGGCAUCUUUGUCUUCGAUCUUUGGUUGAAUGGCUCGGUCAAUGGCAACGAGUCAGGCCAUUUUGGCAAGAAUCUUGGAGCAAUGGACGAGGGUUUCACCAGGCAGGUGAAUCCGUAA
Molecule: messenger RNA, 6556 nt
Organism: Cladocopium goreaui
Lineage: Eukaryota; Dinophyceae; Suessiales; Symbiodiniaceae
Source: the annotation of a GenBank genome assembly